AUUGUGUAUCAGCUCAGGCCCAGAGCGUGUGUUGUUUUAUCUAUUCACUUUUUUAACCGACAGUUCUCACAGCUUGAACUUCGAUUUGCGUAUUGAAAUAUUUUAAACAAUUAUUUAAAGCCACAUUAUAAUUGUUUAUAUAAUUUAUAUAGAAUUUUUACUAAAUCCGCAUAGUUUAUUUAAUUUUUUUUUACCUCUUUACUAUUGACCAUGGAUUUUUAUACCUUGUACCCGGACCUCAGGUAGUCCACAUCGCAUUACUCUGUAAAAGUGCACUUCAGGUGGGUACGUUAUUUCUUAACCGAUUUCGUCUUUUACCUUGUAAACUUGAGUUUAUUUUUUUUAAAAAUAAAUUAAUUCAAGGCAGUAAUAGUUAACUAAAAUUAAAUUGUACAUCGCUGAAUUCUCUUUUUACGGUAUUCGAUGUCUAAAAUGUCGUUGAACAACCCGAGUGGUGCAUACGGUAGCUCUCAAUUAUCUCUCAAUUAUUUAUAUUUUCACCCUAUUUUCACUCAAAUAAGUUGGUAUGGUAAAUGAAAUUUUCAAACUGAAGGCAAUAUUCACAAUAACUAAACAAGUAUUUAAAUUUAUGUCAAAUUAUACUAAAAUAUUUGUUUUAUAUAUAUUAUUUUAGCUGCUACUUGAUAAAUAUGUCGUUUCCGAUGGUCUUAGGCGACCCCUGUGAAUGGGUCGUUCGAACCCCCCCCCCCCAGGGGGCGGUGCCCUCCAGGUGGGGAACAGGGGUUAAAAAAAAAAUACGCGGUGGGGACGGUGCCGCAGGUGGGGGGGGGGGGGGGGGGGGUUGCGAGAAGACCCAGAAGAUGAGGUUUAUUUGCAUUUUUAUUAAAAGACUUGUUUAUUGAAGUCGUCUCAGCCCACAGCGGGCGGUUCGGUAAAGAAUUUUGUUAUCGUGAUGAGGUUCGGGGCAUGUUUAGAAAUCAAGAUGUUGUGUACCCUUGCUAAAAAAAAAGAUUAUGAACUCCUGCUCCAAAACUAGCGCAUUCUGGUUUCCAUUGUCAAACGAUUCGGAACGGAAAUAAUCCUGUUUUUAAUGGAGUGACCUCGUAACGCCAUAGAGACAACGAAUCCGCGUGACCUGGGCGAGAACCGUCCGCGGUUUCGUACAAAAGAGACGGAAAUAUAGAGAGACGGGAAUAAAUAAAUAGAGCACCGGUGGGAUCUCUUACUUUGUCGACUGGAAUACUUGGGCUUGAGGUCAGCAUAGCACAACGUUCAAACGGAUUGUACUUUUCAUCUCGAUGUGUUAUUGUUGUUUUGUUUGUUUCGUUCUUGUUGUUUAUCUCUCUCUCUCUCUCUCUCUCUCUCUCUCUCUCUCUCUCUCUCUCUCUCUCUCUCUCUACAUAUAUAUAUAUAUAUAUAUAUAUAUAUAUAUAUAUAUAUAUAUUUUUUAAUUUGAUAACUUUCUGCUUUUAACAAAAUAAAAAUCGAAAAUCUUAAAAACAUCGUCCCUCACUGCGUCUUUCAGUGUUUCCCCCUCCCUCCCCCACCCCCACCCCCUUUUAGGGCGCAUGCAAGCGGAAGCCCCGCCCGGGGCAAAAAUACUGAAAUUAGGUACACUAUAACACAAUAUAUUUAUAUGACACAUUUGAGCAUGAACAAUAACGAUUUUGAUUUACUCUUUAAACGCCCCCCCUCCCUUUUUCACACGGUCUUGGCCCUCUCGGCCGCCCACCCCCCUCCCCCAAUAGCCUCCUAGUGAAUCUGUCAUUGUCUUCUUUCUCCACCAUCACCCCCAUCUCCCCCCCUCCCACAACCUCUAACACAACCUUUUGACGUUACAGGUGGACGUCACGUAUUUUUUUUUUUUUUUUUUUUUUUUUUUUUUUUUUUUUUUUUUUUUUUUUUUUUUUUUUUUUUUUGAAAUAACUAAUCUCAAACUUGAUUUGUAUCUUCAUUCAACUCGAAAAUACACACACACUCCAUGUAUAACGUGUUCGUUUUUCGCUUCACUGUUAUUAAAAUAAUAGAGACAAUAACGUCAAGUCAAUAAAAAUAUAUUUUUUUAUUUUUUUUCUUGUUUAAAUCGUUCAUAAUGUUGUCGACGUUUAGGUGAGCAUUCCGUUUUUAUGUUCUCUUUGGCGUCAUAGGGUUGACGGUGAUUCUAAACACGAAUGAUCCACCAUGACUAAAAGGAAGGGCCUGUUCCUGAUACUUCUCCUUCUGGGUUUGGUCGUCUGUGUGAAGGCAAGUUCCUUUUUUUUUUUUCCUUCGUUUGGUUUAACAGUGUUGUUGUUUUUCCACAUUUAAAUCUCUUAAGCUGGUAAGUUUGUUGUUUUUGUAGCGUUUUGAUUGACUUGAGAUAUUAAAUUGACUAUUAUGUGGAUAUAUUUUCAAUGCCAUUUGUUUUUUUCUCCCAGUAUUUUAAGGAUGUUCCUAUAAGUUUAUGGGCACAUAGUCUCGAGGACCUACAACCGAGCUGGGUAAAAUUACACCCCCUUACUCAACGCUUAAAGAGGCAGCCUUUUACUCAACCGUUAGAACUACAGCCUCUUGCUACACCGUUGAAGCUGCAGCCCCUCAAUGCCCAGCAAGAGUUAAAGCCCCCUGCUCAGGUGCUAAAAUUACCCACGAUUUACAGCGAAGGAAAAAGAAGCGGAAACCGGAAGUUGGAGGACGCCAUUUUAAAAACGCCCACUUCCGAAAAGAAAGAUUUUAGUUUUCGGAUAAACGAUACGGCAUCAAAGGGGAUACACGAUCCUAAAAAUAGAACCUACGUCAUUCAGCUUUUGGUGAAGGCCCUGAGAGGUAAACUCUCCUUGGCCCACGCCACGGAGAACAUCACCGGCAUCAACACCAAAUGCCGUGAUCUAAAAAUAGAGCACGUGGACAAUUGUAGCGUCACGGCUGUCUCACCGUCGUGCCCACAAAGACAUUUACCGGAGAGGUUGGAGGCGAGAAUCGAACAGCUGGUGUUCCGAGACGAGCUCCAGAUAUCCGAGAAGUAUCGUGGCGUCAUCAAAGCCAUGAGCGGCGAGCUGUCCGGGGCCCAUGACGUCAUCUUCGUUAGCGGUCUCUCGUCCAAUCAUUAUAAGGAAGCACAGGUACAUACGGAAUAUAUGUGGGAGCUAGCAGAAGUUGCUGUACCUUAAAUAUAUUCUAAUGGGGCUUAAUCGAGGGGCAGUUAGUUUGUUGUUGUUUUUUACACCAGGUCCGAUUGUUUUGAGAAGUAGGCCUACAAACUGUCCUACACCCUAAUCUAUGGUGUUCGUCAGUCGGACCACUUUAAUCAUCAGAGUUUGUGCUGGUUCUGUCUAUGGGUGCGCUGAUGACUAAUGAGGCCGAUUCUGGCACGAAAUUCUCUUGUACAGUAGGUGCAGGGAAAGGAUGGCGCAUCUCAGGAAGCAGAGUCAGACCGCGCCUUCCUGGCAUGGCUCUUGCGCUCUGCAGCCGCUGUUCUGCCAACUUCAUGUUGCAUGGGGCUCCCGUGCAAAGUGGAACGCCAUGAAGUUCAAUCCUUUCCUUAUUCUUCCUACGCGUCUGGGUUUAUGUGGAACGUUUUCAGUGAGGCUUAUAUGUUGUCUUUAAAGCGUUUUUUCUGUCCGCCAGCAGACCGCUUCCCUCGUUCAAGCUCUCUAUAGAAAAGUAUUUUGGGAAGACGGUCAUCUGAAAUUCUCACACAAUGUCCAUCCCAGCGAACUAGGAUUUCAUCAAGAUUGUGAAGAUGCUGGGGAGACCUGCCCGUGUGAGCACCCUAAUAUUCACCUUAUUGAAGAUGAACUUUCUGAUCAUAAUGAGGAAACCGCAACUUAAGAUGUAUAGUUAAAAUAAAAGGAUGUAGUGGCACACCUCAUUGCACGGAAGAUCUAAACGCUUUUGACAUUGACCGAGGACAUAAUACAUUUUUUUAAAAGAUGAUUUGACAUUUCUGUCAUUCAUUAAAUUGACUGGAAUGAUGCAUGUCGUCUGUUGUUUAUUGAUUACUGACAUGUCAUCUAUUGAUUAUUCAUUACUGCUUGGUGAUCAAUUGAUUUUUUGCUUGUUUAAUUGACCACUCUCUUCUCAGUUCUAAUCAGUCGGCCUAUAGACAUUUCCACAGCACAGAGACGGCUCUCUUGAGAGUGACCAAUGACCUCUUGCUCGCAUUGGACAGUGAUGAUAUAUCCAUCCUGAUCCUCUUAGACCUCAGUGCGGCCUUUGACACUGUUGACCAUGUAAUCCUUUUCAAAACCCUUGAAAAUUACUUUGGAAUUUCUGGUUCAGUUUUGACUUGGUUUAGGUCCUACCUCUCUGAUAUAACGCAGGCGGUCUCUGUCGAUGGCUGUCUAUCAGGCAGUGCUGAUUUGGUGUACGGAGUACCACAGGGGUCCGUUUUAGGCCCGAUUCUAUUCACAUUGUAUACCAGACCACUGCUCCUCUUGCGUGGGAGGCAUACUGUUGAGAGCCAGUCAUUUGCAGAUGACAUGCAGCUAUACAAACAUACCCAUCCUUCUCUUGUUGAAUCCGCUGUCCAGACUUUGCGGGGGUGCAUUGAUGAUGUCAAGUCAUGGAUGACACUCAGCAAGUUGAAGCUUAAUAAUGCAAAACGGAAGCACUCCUCAUGCACAAUCACACAUUAUCCUCUACCUCAACUCUUCCUACCUCAUUUCAAGUAGUUAACUCUGACGUACGGUUUACACACUCUGCUAGGAAUCUUGGUUAUAUUCUUUCUAACAACAUGUCUCUCGAUAAACACAUAUCUCACAUUUGUCGUUCAGCAUACACCACUAUCCGUCAGAUCACCUCCAUACGCCACUACCUCACAGUUAGUGCUACAAAAACUAUAGUCUGUGCUCUUGUUCUCUCUCGUCUUGACUAUUGCAACUCUCUUCUGUCAGGUUCACCAAAAUACUGCAUAGAAAAACUGCAGAAAGUUCAAAACUCGGCUGCUAGGUUAGUUUUAAAGGCAAAAAAACGUGAUCACGUCACUCCACUACUCCAUUCCCUUCAUUGGCUACCUAUACAGGCACGCAUUGACUACAAGUUGUCUGUUCUCUGUCACAACUUUUUCUUGGAUUCCUGCCCUUCCUAUCUAACCGAACUUCUUUCUGUCUAUUCACCCCUUCGACAGCUUCGCUCCUCUGCAGACACGCGUAUUCUGUCCGUUCCCAAGACACACACUAAAACAUAUGGUGAACGAUCUUUCUCUUUCUGCGCCCCCAAACAAUGGAAUUCUUUGCCACUACACAUACGCAAUAUACCAAUCCCCCAUGCCUUCAAAACUGCACUCAAAACAUAUCUUUUUAAAUUAUACUACCCUGACUGAUUCCCCUUCUAUGACCGAUAAACGAUCUUGCUGGCUGCCGUCCAUGGUUUGCCUUGUAAAAGUUAUGUGGUGGGGUGGGUGAGUAUACAUUGCUGUUCUAUAUUUCAUAAAUGUAUUUUAUUUUAAUGUCAUGAUUAUGUCUCUUUUGAUAAAAAUGUUAUGCACAGCGUGGUGAGCCAAGCCCUAGGCUGGGGUACCGCGCUAUAUAAGACCUCUUAUUAUUAUUAUUAUUAUUAUUAUUAUUAUUAUUAUUAUUAUUAUUAUUAUUAUUAUUAUUUAUUGCUGAUGUGUAAUCUAUUUAUUAUUGAUUAUUGUGUCAUCUAUUGAUUAUUGACUACUGAUAUGUCAUCUAUCGAUUAUUGAAUAGUCAUAUGUCAUCUACUGAUGAUCGAUUACUUAUAUGUCAUCUAUUGAUUAUUGAUUACUGAUGCUAUGAACACAAGUUCAGAUUAAUCCACCCCGUGUCUUGUAGGCGCUGAUAAGACACGUUCAUGAGAAGAUCUUGCCCGUGUUCAAGAACUUGACGUUCGUAGUUUACAACUUGGGACUCACUGAAUGGGAGGCUGGUCAGGUCAAGAAGUACUGCAGGUCAGUGGGAGGGUGGCAGUUUUAGUUUACUGUACAAGUUUUAAACUAUCUUACUAUUUAUUAGUUUACUAUACAUCUUUAUUUUUUAAUUUGUCUUCAUUUUCAUAUUAGUUUAGAAAACUUGUUUCAUAUUGUUUGAUAUUACUUUUUGUGCAGAGAAAAAAAUACCUUACUUGGUUAAGUAGGUGUAAUUUUUCCUCAGCACUGCUCCCAUCUAAUUUCGUAUGUAUGUUUCUAAACAUUUCAGUUAACUUGUAUCUAAGAGCGCUCCUUUGAUUCCCGCUAAAACGGCAUGUUUACCUUCCACUUCAGGUGUACUUUCCUCAGCUUCCCCUUCCAUCUGUUACCGCCACACUAUAAAACCCUGAAAUGUUUUUCCUUCAAGCCGACCAUCAUACGAGCCAUGUACGAGAGGGCCGAUGUCGUCAUUUGGUCGGACACGUCUCUCAGGUGAACUCUCUAACCUUUUACACUCAUUCAGUGAAACGAUAUUAGCACGAGAGUAGGAUACACUUUUUAAAAAGCUUGUUUUUUUUUGUUUUUUUUUAUUUUUUUUUUUUGAAAACUUGAAUUGAGUGGGGGUUUGCUUGUCGCAGAGUGGGGUUUGCUUGUCGCAGAGUGGGGUUUGCUUGUCUCAGAGUGGGGUUUGCUUGUCUCAGAGUGGGGUUUGCUUGUCGCAGAGUGGGGUUUACUUGUCGCAGAGUGGGGUUUGCUUGUCGCAGAGUGGGGUUUGCUUGUCGCAGAAUAGGGUUUGCUUGUCGCAGAGUGGGGUUUACUUGUCGCAGAGUGGGGUUUGCUUGUCGCAGAGUGGGAGUGGGGUUUGCUUGUCGCAGAAUAGGGUUUGCUUGUCGCAGAGUGGGGUUUACUUGUCGCAGAGUGGGGUUUGCUUGUCGCAGAGUGGGGUUUGCUUGUCGCAGAAUAGGGUUUGCUUAUCGCAUUGUGGGGUUUGCUUGUCGCAGAGUGGGAUUUGCCUGUCGCAGAGUGGGGUUUGCUUGUCGCAGAGUGGGGUUUGCUUGUCGCAGAGUGGGGUUUGCCUGUCGCAGAGUGGGGUUUGCUUGUCGCAGAGUGGGGUUUGCUUGUCGCAGAGUGGGAUUUGCCUGUCGCAGAGUGGGGUUUGCUUGUCGCGGAGUGGAGUUUGGUUGUUGUGGAGUUGGGGGGGGGGUGGUUCUUUGAAUGUGGUUUCUUUGUCAUGGUGUAGGUUUUGUUUGUCGUGGUUUAAGGGUUGUUUGCAUUUAAGUGGUGUUUAUAGUCGUGCUGUAGGGUUUUGUUGUUGUUGUUUGUUUGUUUGUUUUUUUUUUGUCGUUGAGUGCGGUUUAUUAAUUACGAGAAAUGGUGAACCAUGCAAAAAUUGCACGUAAUGUUUUCUUUAGUGAGUUGACAUCAAGCUUAAUAAAAUGGAAAAGUACGUGAGUGUUAUAAGCGAGGCAGUUAGCAUCAAUAGAGUGCAGUCAGCUUUAGUGGAGACGUCCCCGGAUUACAGUAGAGAUAUAUUUACCAAGCAACAAAAGAACGUUCAGUGAGAUGCAGUAAUUUAUUAAGGGAUUAAAUGUCAAUGAUUAAAAUAUGAGUUAUUACAUUUAAGCGUUCCACCAGCAAAGUUUGGGAAAUGCAAAUAGGAAAUUGAAGAAUGUUUCGGCAUGCGGUGCUAUUUUACACUUGAAGAUUUUACACAAGGCCCCUGUGCCGUUUCAUUGGAUGCGGAAAACUGCUUGUCGCUACCGUUUCGAAAAUGUUAAACAAUUUUAUAUUACCGCCUUUUAUAUAUCAGCCAAUCGAGUAUCCGACUAAAGGGUUGCAUACCAUAGAAAUAACCCUCGAAGCAACGUCCCAUCCACUCAAGUUAUUUGACAAAACAUGCAUUCAAGUAACUCACUUCAUAUCCAUCCCAAUGCGGGCUAACUUCAUGGGAAAUUUUAUAAUUGGCCCGAAAUUUCGAACACACCGUUUCAGCCCUACAUGCACACCUAGAGAAUGUGUAACCUGUGAUUAAUUGGCACUUUGAGACCAGGCGUCGGGGCAAGUUUCAGCAAUGUAGAUUUGCUCGAAGGGAAAAAAAAAAAAAAAAAAAAAACUAAGCGGUUGAACGUGAUACCCCAAAAAAAAAAAGAACAAACUAAAAAAUAUAAAGAAAACAAAGGGGCGCUUUGUUCGCACGACAUUUAACUUUGAGACCAGGCGUCGGGGCAAGUUUCAGCAAUGUAGAUUUGCUCGAAGGGAAAAAAAAAAAAAAAAAAAAACUAAGCGGUUGAACGUGAUACCCCAAAAAAAAAAAGAACAAACUAAAAAAUAUAAAGAAAACAAAGGGGCGCUUUGUUCGCACGACAUUUGUAACCACCAACGUACCCACCAACGACAGACUUACCCCCCGACGCUUCGGCCCUCGCCUGACUGACAGGAAUUGAAUGUAAACAGUGAAUCGAGUUAUUUAUAGACAUAUAAGGGACUGCGUUCAAGCCGGGUGGACGUGAAUAAAAAAAAAUGACUUCAUUUCUUUAACCGCCUGUAACCUCCUAGUUAACGCAAGCUUCAUGGUAUUAUGGACAACCUCCCAGUGACUUCUACAACUUCCCGUGACCUCUAAAAUUUAUACGUGGCUUCUUCAACUUUCCGUGACUUCUACAGCUUAUACGUGACUUCUACAACUUAUACGUGACUUCUACAAAUUAUACGUGACUUCUACAACUUAUACGUGACUUCUACAACUUCCCGUGACUUCUACAACCUAUACGUGACUUCAACAACUUGCCGUGACUUCUACAACUUAUACGUGACUUCUACAACUUGCCGUGACUUCUACAACUUAUACGUGACUUCUACAACUUACCGUGACUUCUAUAACCUCCCUUGAAUUCUACAAUCCCCCUUGACUUCUACAACCUCCCUUGACUUCUACAAACUAGCUAGACUUCUACAACCUCCCUUGACUUCUACAAACUAGCUAGACUUCUACAACCCCCCUUGACUUCUACAACCUCGCUAGACUUCUACAACCUCCCUUGACUUCUACAACCUCCCUUGACUUCUACUACUGCCUGUAACUUCUUCAAUUUCCCGUGACUUUUACAUCUUCUCGUGACUUCUACAACUUCACGUGACUUCAGUAUUGUUCCUGCAUCUGGCCAGCUAAGUUCUGAUUUUUCUCUUUCUCUUUUCGUUUGCCGAAACGUUCUCUUUCUCGAUCUGUAUUUUUCAUUCAAGCGUUGAGAUAUCCCAAGCUACCAUUUUCCCCUAUAGAUGUAUAGCCUUUAGAUCAGUGGUUCCCAACCUUCCUAAUGUCGCGACCCUUUAAUACAGUUCUUCAUGUUUGGUGACUCAAAAAAAAAAAAAAAAAAAAAAAAAAAAAAAAACGUUUCUACUUCAUAAAUAUGUGUUUUCUGAUGGUUUUAGGUGACACCUGGUUGAGAACCGCUGCUUUAGAUCGAGGGCUAUAAAUUUAAUCCGAGAGUACAGAUGGGUGUGUGUGUGGGGGGGGAGGGAGAGGGAGAAUAAUUGUUCAGAUGAGUAAGAACAAAAGUCAUUACGUUAUAAUCUAGAGUUAACAAAUGUUUACAUCUCCUCCCCAAGCUCUCAAAUCUUCACACGUUUACAGGAUGCAAGAACCUGGGGCCUUGAAGCUCAUGGUUGACGGGGCAAUCGAGCGAGGCAUACAGCAACGCUAUUUGACGACAAACUAUCCCAACCCGUCACACACACUUGGCCAGGUAAACGUUUCUUCUAAUGUCUUUUCUCCACUCAAUUUCAGCAAGGUUCUGUAACACGCUCUCAGUUUGGGUCUGUAACAUGCUCUCAGUAAGGGCAUGUAACCCGCUCUAAGUAAGGGCCUGUAACCCACUCUCAGUAAGGGCCUGUAACCCACUCUCAGUAAGGGCCUGUAACCCACUCUCAGUAAGGGCCUGUAACCCACUCAGUAAGGGCCUGUAACCCACUCUCAGUAAGGUUGAUUCGUCACAUAAACUCUUGUCACGUUAAUUCUUUGUUACGCCAAAGUCAAUAUCAUUAAGACAGAAUACAGAGUAAUGUAUUUUCAAGACAUAAAAUCAAAUGUAAUCUACUCAAUUAACAGCUUUUAAUUGUGUUCACGCUAACAAUAAAAUAAUACAUUUGGUGUCACCUUAAGAAAAACGUAAAAAUGUAUAAUUCUCUACAUUCACGUCCAGAUGUUUCACCAUUUCGGGGACUCGCCUUGCGCACAUAUGGCGUUUAACCAGGUGGUUGGCGGAUUCGGUAUCUACCAUAGGUAAGCUCUCUCUCUACUCUCCUAGAGUUUUAUCUGAUAUAAGUCUCAAAAUGUAUGAUGAAGUUUUGGUAUUCUAGAGUGCGUCUGUAUUAACCCGUACAAUCCAAUGUUGAUGUUUUGAUCUCCAGGGAGCCUCUUAUAGAAAGGGCCGUCCUUGACCCCUGGCUAGCCUGCGCCCUGAGUGCCGAAUGCAUGUGUCCAGUGGACCAGCGAAAGGUCCAGUCGUGUCCGUACCCGUGGGGGACCAAAAAGAUUGGACUGUGCCACCGUGCUGACCAGUCCGCCAUGACGCUCAUCCUGGCCAAACUGUUCCGUGAGAAGUACCGCCAUUUUGUGGUGGACUUCAACAGACACCAGACGAGAUCCGGGAAUGACCCUGUCAACUACUUUGACAUUUUGGACAAGGUUGAGACCGUAACUAAUGGAACUCAUUAACGGUAACAUUUGGGAGCCUCAUUGGGGUAAACGUUGACAAAAGUUACAAAAUCUUAUUUUCUGCAAGAUCUAACAUUUGAUAUGUCAAAGAACUAGAUUUUUAGAUCUCAAAGUACUAAAUGCAAAAUGUCAAAGUAUUAAAUGCAACAUGUUAAAGUAAAAAUUUGUAACAUGUCAACGUACUAAAUGGUCACAUGUAAAAAAAAAUAAACACUUAACAUGAACGUAUUAGAAGCAAAUGUGGUUCAGAAGGCAGUAUAUACCUUCUAAUAAAUAAUGUUAUCAUUGACAUCAAUAAAAAAGAAAACAUAUAUCGUUCGUUGGUAGCAAACAUUAGCAUCUGGUAAGAUGGCAGAUAUAUGGUCAUUUAGUAGCAAACAUUAGCAUCUGGUAAGAUGACAGAUAUAUGGUCAUUUAGUAGCAAACAUGACAGCUCCCAGUCAGCAGCGGAGUAAAACGGGGUUGUGUACUGGCACUAACGCUCUUCUCCAUUUCCUUCUCGAUGCUCCUUCAAUUUGCUUUCAGGGAUUGUAAUGAUGAAGUGUACGUCCCAACCAGAUCUGUUCAAUAGCACCCACCUUCGUGCAAAGACCAAAGUAAAACAGGUGCUGAUUCGUGAACUGCUGUUCGCUGACGAUGCUGCCUUAAUAUCUCUCACAGAAGAAGAUCUUCAGGGGCUGGUUAAUUGUCUAUCAC
This is a messenger RNA of Lymnaea stagnalis (great pond snail), 11219 nucleotides long. The record is from the annotation of a GenBank genome assembly. Lineage: Eukaryota; Metazoa; Mollusca; Gastropoda; Lymnaeidae.